This is a messenger RNA of Penicillium longicatenatum, 1548 nucleotides long. RefSeq names its product glycoside hydrolase family 71 protein. Gene Ontology annotation, biological process: mating projection tip cell wall disassembly. Bases 1 to 1548 code for a protein of 515 amino acids. The record is from RefSeq and is a predicted model, not a curated record. NCBI's taxonomy places the organism in Eukaryota, Fungi, Ascomycota, Eurotiomycetes, Eurotiales, Aspergillaceae. The transcript is spliced from 4 exons. Gene Ontology annotation, molecular function: glucan endo-1,3-alpha-glucosidase activity.
AUGCUGGCGCGGGUUUUGUUAGCUCUUCUUGGGCUUCUGGCAUCGCUGGCGAUGGCUACUCCAGUCUCUACAGCUUCACCUUCUACGGCUACUACAUCUGCAGCCGGUGAUAAGCUCGUGUUCUGUCACUUCAUGAUCGGGAUCACCAGCAACCGUCAAAGCUCAAGCGACUAUGACGAUGACAUGCAGCGUGCCAAAGACCUCGGCAUCGAUGCAUUUGCUUUGAACAUCGGCACAGAUUCGUACACCGACACCCAGCUCCAGUAUGCGUACACAUCCGCCUCCAACAAUGGAAUGAAGGUGUUCCUCUCCUUCGACUUCAACUGGUGGAGCACGGAAGAUGGUAGCGCUGUCGGUGCCAAAAUCAAACAGUACGCCAGCUUUCCGUCUCAGCUUAAGGUAGACGGCAAGGUCUUUGUCUCGUCAUUCUCUGGCGAUGGCCUGGAUGUUGCUGCCAUGACUUCUGCAGCAGGCCAGAGCCUCUUUUUCGCACCCAAUUUCCAUCCCGGACAGGGCGAUUUCAGUGAUGUGCAAGGCGCGCUCAACUGGAUGGCUUGGCCGAGUAAUGGAGAUAACAAGGCUCCUACGACUAGGAAUCUUGUAACAGUUCCCGAUGGUGACAAGGCUUAUAUUGAUGCUUUGGACGGGAAGGCCUAUAUCGCGCCGGUCUCGGCCUGGUUUUCCACCCACUUCGGAAGUGACGUUUCAUACAGUAAGAACUGGGUCUUUCCAUCCGACUUGCUCUGGUAUCGGCGCUGGCAUGAGAUCCUGGCUCUCCAGCCUCGCUUUGUGGAAAUCAUCACCUGGAACGACUAUGGGGAGUCGCAUUAUAUUGGACCCUUGUCAUCGCCUCAUACUGACGAUGGAUCAUCCCAGUGGGUGAUGGAUAUCAUCUCACAUCUUCUUUUCCAUAAACCAAGGCCCCAUGAUGGUUGGCUAGAAAUGUCCAAGCCUUUUAUCGCCGCUUACAAGGCCGGGAGCACAGUAGCACACCCCUACAUCGAGGAAGAGAAGCUGGUCUACUGGUACCGUCCCACACCCCGGGAUGUCAACUACGACGCGACCGACACAACAAUGGGCAGCGCCAAUAAUGCCAGUGGCAAUUUCUUCCGUGGUAAGCCGGACGGAUGGGAGACGAUGCAAGAUGAGGUAUUCGUCGUUGCGCUACUUAAGUCACCCGCAGAAGUACACGUGCAAUCGGGCAGCAAGACAAAGAUGUUCAGGGCACCGGCGGGAAUCAGUUCGUGGUCUGCGCCCAUGGGAGUGGGUCAGCAGAAGUUUGCGUUAACGCGGGGGGAAAAGACGGUGUUGUCGGGAACUAGCCUGAGGGAUAUUGUUGAUCAAUCUGUCUGCGGGAUCUACAACUUCAAUGCCUAUGUGGGGACUCUCCCGGCCCCAUCCACGAUUGACCGACUCCAGCCGGAUGGACUAGCUUUGUUGACACAGGGGCUGAAGGUGCCAUGUCCGACGAAUACCCUAGGGGGGAGCAGUGCGUCCUCGAGCGGCGGGAUGAGCACUAGCACUAGCACUUGCACAGGGGCGGUGUGA